ACACAUUUUGUGAGCUCAGGUUUAGGGUUUUUUCAUAGAGAGAGUGACAAUGGAUGUGAAUGGUGUUCCUCCCAAAGCUUUAUCGGCGGAGAGCCUGCCGAUAUUCAAAGAAGGGAUAGGUCUAGUUUUCUCUCGGUGGUCGGCGCUCCAAAUGGCUGUCGAGAACGAGUGGGGCGGCCGUGACUCGCGUCUCAAAGCCGAUCAAAUCGGCUCCGAUAUCGUCUACUGGUUCACUCAGUCCAAAGAGCCUCUUUAUAUGGAUGAUUUAGAAGCUGUACUUGAGGAAGGUUUGCUGACCCUCAAUACCGAGGUUGAUGAUGGCAGCAUUGAGGAGGUAGCCUAUAAACUGAUGGUUAUGCAUGAAGAAUGUUUGGAAGGGAAGUUUCAGGCUAUUGAAAGCCUAAGGGAAGCCAAUCAAAAUAAAGCUGCUGUUCAUCAUGUCAGACAGGCUGUGAGUGAUGAUGAUGAUGACGACGACGACGAUGAUGAUGACAAUGUAAGCAGAGAUGUUGCCAAUAAGAAUGAGAAUUCAUCAAAUAUGAUGGUGGAUGCACCAGAGUCCCAAUCAAAUUUGAAUCAUGUAAACAUGAUAGUCGAUGACCCUAGGCCAAAGGUGGCAGAAGAAACAGAAGAUGGAUGGGUCCAAGUUUCACGCAGACGGAGUAGGGGUAAAAAGAAUUAGGUUGAAACAGUGUACCACAGUGCCCUUUCAAUAUAUCUUCUCUGUUUUCUUUUUUGGUUCUCCUUAAAAGUUUUGGUUUGCCAAAUUAUGAGUGGUGCUCCACAAGAGUUAUUUUGCUUGAUUGAAAAUCAAGUUUUCUUUGGUUUGAGGAUAUGCUAGGAUGAGGUUUUUAUUUGGGUAUAUAUGCAGUAUCUGUGCGUGCACAUUUUCUGCGAACUCUUUAAAGUAUUUAAAAGGAUAGAUAUCAAAUUAUCAUGGUCUUAUGUAUUGAUUCAGUAUUUAACGAUGGAAUUGGGUUACAUUAUUAAUAGAGCAGUUUUUGAUA
This is a messenger RNA of Quercus robur (English oak), 1007 nucleotides long. RefSeq lists its product as uncharacterized. Gene Ontology annotation, cellular component: nucleus. The record is from RefSeq and is a predicted model, not a curated record. The transcript is spliced from 4 exons. NCBI's taxonomy places the organism in Eukaryota, Viridiplantae, Streptophyta, Magnoliopsida, Fagales, Fagaceae. The coding region runs from base 50 to 682 and encodes 210 amino acids. Gene Ontology annotation, biological process: maturation of SSU-rRNA from tricistronic rRNA transcript (SSU-rRNA, 5.8S rRNA, LSU-rRNA).